UAUUUGGUAUGUAUCACAUUACAGUGUAUCUGAGCUGUCUGCUGGCUCAUUAUGCUGUCACGUCUCAGCCACAUCAAACACUUUAACCAUGUCACGUGUUGCUGUUCGUAAUCAUACUGGAUGAUGUGGGUGAAAACACAUGCACGCUUCAACUCUAGAGUUAGGUAGAACUCAGGUGAACAUUGUCUAAGAGUCACUGAGCAUGUCUGCAGUUUGGUUCCAUCUCAUAACCACCUUCUGUCUGUACAGCACAGGUCUGUGUCAAUCAGAAAGCAGUGGAGUACAAUGGAAAAAUGUCGGAGAAUCCAUCACCAUCCAGUGCAGGUCUUCAGAAGCAGACAUGGAUGCUGCAGGUUUAACAAAGGGUCUCAACAAGGACACCGAAAUAGCCUUCAAAUAUAAAAACUCUCCCAAAAUUACCAUUGCUCCACCAUUUAGGAACAGACUUCAGCUUGGUUCAGAGUUCCCCAACAUGGACUUUCUCCUCUCAAACUUGACUUCUGCUGACACUGGGCCGUACUGGUGUGAGUACCAGAAGAUUGACUCAAAGUCUCCCACUGGGCUCAAAAACGUGGCGGGGACGGGGUCUGUGCUCCUGGUGGUCACAGACAAUACGGUUCAAACGGGUAAAAGCGUCACACCUGGAGACUGUGAGCAACCCAAUAACAGCCUGGUUGUGACGUCUGUUGUGAUCUCUGCCGCCGUGCUGCUCGGUCUCAUUUUGGUCAUCGUAGCGUUUAUCAAGACCAAGGCCCUGUGCUCCACGUCCAAACCAACUCCUGUCCCCCAUAAUGAUGUUUAUGAGGAUAUGCGUGGAACCAUCAGACGCUGAAGAACACCACAGACUCUCAGCAGCACUGAACGACAAGUGAUGCAUGUGGAUCACUGACCUACAUCUACAUCAACAUCUACAUCUUAGGUAGGCUCUGCAUCAAGAGUGUUUGUCAGCAGGAAGUAUUUUAAGACAGUAAGAUGGAUGAAUCACAAAGUGGAGGACGGGAACAAAUCCAGCACCAUCAUUUGUUUAAAAACUG
Messenger RNA from Sphaeramia orbicularis (orbiculate cardinalfish), 1034 nucleotides. RefSeq lists its product as uncharacterized. Bases 203 to 832 code for a protein of 209 amino acids. Gene Ontology annotation, biological process: adaptive immune response. The transcript is spliced from 4 exons. Lineage: Eukaryota; Metazoa; Chordata; Actinopteri; Kurtiformes; Apogonidae. The record is from RefSeq and is a predicted model, not a curated record. Gene Ontology annotation, cellular component: membrane. Gene Ontology annotation, molecular function: signaling receptor activity.